Fundulus heteroclitus (mummichog) is the source of this 3670-nucleotide messenger RNA. RefSeq names its product cornichon family AMPA receptor auxiliary protein 2 (gene cnih2). Gene Ontology annotation, cellular component: synapse; dendrite. Gene Ontology annotation, biological process: vesicle-mediated transport; regulation of AMPA receptor activity. NCBI's taxonomy places the organism in Eukaryota, Metazoa, Chordata, Actinopteri, Cyprinodontiformes, Fundulidae. The transcript is spliced from 6 exons. The record is from RefSeq and is a predicted model, not a curated record. The coding region runs from base 1510 to 1992 and encodes 160 amino acids.
GGGAAGAGAGAGAAAUCAGGAGAGCAGGGAGGGAGACGGAGCGACGCUAUUGGUUGACUUUUAUAACACCAGCCGUGGUUGAAAUGUUUCUCUCGCAGUCUAAGAAAUAGAGGAAAGAGACAGCUAGAGACGGCAGACUCAGGAAUUACACUCAGAAUCUCUGGAAGGGGUCUGAAAACGAGGGGCUUCAGGUAGAAAGACGGCACACGCAGGGAGAUGAGAGGCGAUCAGAGGCUGGUAUCAAUAAGUCAUGACUUCUGAGGGCUUUGGAGAUGCCUUACUUAUCAACAGGAGUGUUUUCAAAAUCAGCAUUACUGCGUACUGUGACCAUGUAGAUUAUCUACAGCGUUCUGGGUAAAUCUCUCCCCCAUCAUCCCCUGCCUUUCUUUUUUAAUUUUUCCUGACAGAAGUGACACAUUUGACCCGCACGUUGGCGAAGAUCUGAUCUGAAGGCUCUGCUUUGACGGGAGAAAUCUGAGGAAUGCAUCUGAGAAGUAGAUACAGGGCAGACAAUAUUGACAUGGUGCCGACCCAAAGUGACAGAAACAAGGGCAGAGUGGACUGUUCAGAGGCAGACACGACUCCUACCAGACACAGGUAUUCUCUACUCGAUGUAAAGAUCAGUUAAGACGUCGAUCCAUGCUUUGGCCGUGUGUUUGUUGAUCCUCUAAUUGUUAAAAUUAGUGUUAAAUCCAAACUUAUGUGUGCUGAUAUCGUCUUAUUUUUGGUAAAUUACCCGAGCAACAAGUAAUCUGCUUUUGCGCAACAAGCCCGCAUAGUGAGUAAAGCAAUAUGUCUAACUUUAGGCAAGAAUUAAAAAUGUUCAACAGCUUAAUAAUAGAAAUAGGAUGAGCGCCAACAAUGGAUGUUUAAAAAAAGCGUUUAAAUAUGACCUGGAAUAACAUGCCAGUAAGAGUGUUUCAGACUGAACUGUAAGCCAUAAAGCUAACUACUUAAUUAUAUAAUAAGCCAUAACCAUCCUGGAGAGUAAUCCUGUUUUUACUGCUCUUAAUAUCGACAAGAAUCCUGUGCUUCUGCCGUCAGCGUGUCCAUCAGACACUUGUACCUUCAGAGACAAAUGUGUGGGCUUCGUCUCAGGAGAAACUCCUCGGGGGAGGAGGAGACAGACAUUUUGCCUGUCAGAGACUGAAAAAAAGAGGAGCACCGGGGGCCAACAACAGACAACUGUGGCUGAGAACAGAUUUCUUCAGAGCUUCCAAAACCCCGGCGAGACGGCCGCUGUCUCGCUGUCAGCGACACAAAAGGAGACAAAUAGUGGAAGCGGCAACAGCCACAGCUUGAGCUCACUAUUGAUCGUUGCUUUAAGUGAUUGCUCUACCUACCGGGACUGUAUAGAGACUCUGCUCGCACCUGAAGUGGAAACAGACAAUAAGACCCACUCAGGUAGAAGCGGGAGGGGAAGGUACCAGUUACCUGAAAACGAUAUACAGAGAUACGGAAGGAAGUUUUCUUCCUUCACCCCAAGUCAUCAGGCUGGCUGAGGAAGCCAUGGCGUUCACCUUCGCGGCCUUCUGCUACAUGCUUACCCUGGUACUGUGCGCCGGGCUCAUCUUCUUUGUCAUAUGGCAGAUCAUUGCCUUUGAUGAACUCCGCACAGACUUUAAAAACCCCAUCGAUCAGAGCAAUCCUACCAGAGCGAGAGAAAGGAUCUUGAACAUCGAACGGAUCUGCAACUUGCUCCGCAAAUUGGUGGUACCAGAGUACUCCAUCCACGGCCUCUUCUGCCUGAUGUUCAUGUGUGCUGGAGAGUGGGUCACACUCGGCCUAAAUAUCCCACUGUUUUUCUACCAUCUGUGGAGGUUUUUUCAUCGGCCAGCCGACGGCUCAGAAGUGAUGUACGAUCCCGUCAGUGUGAUGAAUGCUGAUAUUCUCAACUACUGUCAGAAGGAGUCCUGGUGUAAGCUGGGCUUCUACUUGCUCUCUUUCUUCUACUACUUGUACAGUAUGGUCUACGCCUUGGUGAGCUUCUAACAACAAGUGAUGCAGAGAUCUUACUGGAAGGACCUAUACGACAUCCAAAACGGAUGGAGGCAAACUCUUCAUCUUUUCAUGUUUCCUGACUUUUGUGGCCACCUCUUGGGCAAAAUAAGAAGACCGAUCUGACUGAAUGUGAGUGUAACAGUGUUACUUAGCAUCUGUUUUAGCCCCUUAUCCAAGAAACCGCUGUCAGAUGCCUGGAGAAAACCAGCUCUGAAAGACUGAAAAGAAACAAAAAGAGGAUGUUCGAGAUGCCUUUGACCCAAUACACAAUUUACCCAAUAUUUCUGAAGGGCUGGAUUUCCCCGCGCUGCUCUUACUGAUCCAGUCGCUCAACUCACUGUGAAUCUCUAAACACUUAGGGGCUGGAAAAGAAAAUAACAUGUCUGUAAACUUUGACUUUCAAAAUGUACUAAAAGCAGGAUUGUUUUGGUAUUAGUCGUUAUAUUUCACUGGUUAUGUCGAACAAUCACACUAAUUGUAUCGCAUGUGCAUUUUGCUAUAUGGAAAGGCUAAACGUGCUGGACAGGCUUGUGCCCAGGCACUGGAAGGAAUGCAGAAGGCAAUGAGCCGCACAGACCUACUAGGUUUGUCAAGCUCUAACAAAAACCACAUUUAAUAUGACAAGAUAAAUAACAUCCAGGUACAAAUCGAACCCAGUCUCACAGAAAAACAUGAAGGAGCCGCUGACAAGAAACUCUGUUUGUGCACAGCAGUGCAAAUCUGUUUAAGUUAUGAACAAAAAUCACAGCAACAAAGUUUAUGAGUGGGCAUGGAGUGGAUUUAGCUUUCAUGCCGAUGUACACAUUUUGCUGUGACACUGGGUUUGCUAAUCAUAAAUCUGACUUCUAGGGUCUGUAUGCUUUCAAAAUGGGUAUGUCUGUAGCUGUAAAGACAUAUAUUUAUUGCUUCAUAGGUUCAUGACUUUGACAAGAGCAUCAUGCUCUAGUAAUAAUGCCAAAAGUUUAAAGUAGAAAAAAACAACAACCUUGUGCCAGACUUUAAAAGGAAUCCCAUUUAGUGCAUUUAAAGAGAUACUUUGGAUUGUUUCUAAAUUAGGCUCGGCAAGGUUAUCAGUACGAGUUUUCUCACCUGAAGUAGACAAGCGUGACGUUGCAGGGAGUUGUCUAAAAGUGAAUAAAAUCUUCAGAGCUGAGAAUGCAUUUACAGAACUUGAUUUCCAAGCAUCAGAAGUAUCCCUUUGACAUUUGGCACCAGGUUUUGUUUUUUGGUUGUUUUUUUUUUCUUAAGGAAAAAAAAAAAAAAGGAAGAAAAAAAAUCUGUUGUACUUUUAGUGUGCAGAGAGCGCCUUAUUCCUGUUUCCAGUGAAGUUUACUCUCACUCAUCUGCAUCUAUACUAUAGUCAUUUUAGCAAGCAGUUUUGGAACUUUUCUCUGAUCCGAGGUAGAGUAGGGAUCUAAUGUACAAAAAGCAAUUAAAAACAGCAAAAUAGCUAUGUUUUAUGAUUCAUGAGACAUAUCAAAGGUGUGUUAUUCAGUGUUUAUAAUACUAGUGAGUAAGGCUCGAGUGUCAGAUGAGACAUUAAUGACUCAAUGACAAAAGUAUCAGUUAUUGAGGAAGUGUAAAAAUGUAGUGAAGUCAUCAUAAUACUGCUCCAGUUGUAGAGAGAUUGGAUGUAAGAUGUAAACCAACAAAGGGUUUCUGCAGUGGA